AUUCAUUCCUUGUAAUUUAAUUCACCAGUAGUGUUUCAAUCGUCGUACGAGACACACGUUUUACAAAAUGGCUGCUAAUGUACCGAUUAUUUUGAACAACGGUCGUACGUGCCCUGUACUUGGACUGGGAACUUGGAAAUCCCAGCCAGGUCAAGUUACAGAAGCUGUGAAAGAUGCCAUCGAUGCUGGAUACCGGCACAUCGACUGCGCUCACAUCUACCUCAACGAGAAGGAAGUCGGUGAGGCACUCAAGACCAAGUUCGAUGAAGGGGUCAUUAAAAGGGAAGACAUUUUCAUAACUUCCAAGUUAUGGUGCACGUUCCACCGGCCUGAUCUCGUGGAAGGAGCUAUCAAGACCACUCUUCAGAACCUGGGAUUGGACUACCUGGACUUGUACCUGAUCCACUGGCCACAAGCUUUUAAGGAAGGCGAGGAGUUGUUCCCGAAAGACGCAGACGACAAGAUCAUCGCGUCUCCCGUAGACUACGUCGACACGUACAAGGCCAUGGAGAAGCUGGUGGAACAAGGCCUGACGAAGAGCAUCGGACUGUCUAACUUCAACAAGAGACAGAUUGAGAGGGUGCUUGAAGUCGCUACUAUUAAACCGGCUAUGUUGCAGAUCGAAGUACAUCCCUACUUGAACCAACAACCCCUAAUAGACUUCUGCAAACUCCACGACAUUGCCAUCACGGCGUACUCCCCGCUGGGGUCUCCGGACAGACCCUGGGCGAAACCUGGUGAUCCUCAGCUGUUAGACGAUCCCAGGAUCAAGACCAUCGCUGAUAAGUACGGGAAGACGGUCGCGCAGGUUCUGAUCAGAUACGCCAUCGACCGCGGCAUCGUAGUAAUCCCAAAGUCGGUGACAAAGUCGCGAAUCAUUCAAAACUUCAACGUCUUCGACUUCCAACUGACACUCGACGAUAUCAAGGAAAUAGCCAGCUUGGAGUGCAAAGGACGAGUCUGCAUGAUGGGAGAUACAUACCACCCGGACUACCCGUUCCAUGACGAAUAUUGAAGACAAUAACAUUCCUAAUUAAAUAUUUAAGUAGAAAAAUGCAGUUUUGUACUGUUUAAGCUUUGUGUGAUAAAAUAUAUGCAUUACAAAUAUCUAUAUGCACAAUCAGCAAAAUAAAUGUUUGAAAAAUAGUUACCAACGCAUAUUGAAAGCACGUUGUGUGAUAAAAAAAAAAAAAAAUGGUAUCUACACAAGAUUUGAAUAGUGUCGCACUGUGUGCUGUAUGGUUACAUUAAAAUGUUUAUUUAAGUUAAAAA
Molecule: messenger RNA, 1272 nt
Organism: Helicoverpa zea (corn earworm)
Lineage: Eukaryota; Metazoa; Arthropoda; Insecta; Lepidoptera; Noctuidae
Product: aldo-keto reductase family 1 member B1-like
Exons: 7
Coding region: 68-1015 (315 amino acids)
Cellular component (GO): cytosol
Molecular function (GO): aldose reductase (NADPH) activity
Source: RefSeq, a predicted model, not a curated record